GAUGUGUACUCCGUGUACAACGAUAUGAUCAUGUUUGGCGCGUUGACUUUUUGGCUGGCGUUACUGCACUCGCAUGGCCUUUGCCGGGCCAUGUCGGUGGUCGGUCAUUCGCAAGUUUUGGAACUACUCACCGAAGUGCUGGCUCAGGACACUAUGUGGGACCCGGUGCUCCGGCAAAAAGUGCUCGCCAAGGACGUGCCGUGGGCUGCCACCAGACUGAUAGAGCCGCUGAACGACGACCAGAACGGGUUGGACCCGUUUUUGGCCAUCAAGAGCAUCGUGGCUUCCGGCGGAUACUCGGGCACCACGGUCAGGUACGGUUUGUGGUUGUUCGGUUCCGCGCUGACCUGCCUGACGUUGAAACACAUGUCCGUGCAGACCUAUCUGAUCAUCGAGAUGAUCGACCGCGGCGGCGGCGUAAAACUCUUGAAGACGCACACCGUCAAGUUGGCCAACCUGUUGGUGAAAUACAUGGACAUGCUGCAGGCCGUCGACUCUCGGUUGGCGCUACUGUCCAACUUGUACAGGUCGAUCAACGGCAUUCUGGCCAAGCAAAAAGGUCACGGGUUUCACGAAGGGUUUAGCGCGCAGGACCUGAAGAAGCGGUUCGACGAAGGAUACGAACAGGUCUUGGGCACCAUUGCCGACUCGUGUGUCGUAAGCGGAUUGCAAGAGUACUACCUGGAAUUGAAAAUCGACCAAAUCGACGGUCGAGUAUUCGACGAGGAGAAAAAACACGACAUAUCGCCGGACGACAUCAAGUCGAUGUUGGUAACCACCCAAGAUACGGUGGCACGACUGUUCGACGAGCUGCCGCUCAGCGAGAUGAGCCUGCAACAUUGGGAGGAUCUGCUCGCUUUACCGCCAGUCGAAAUAUACACCGAAGUAAUAUAACGCCUUAAAUACGAGCAGACCAUAACGAUCUUCAAUGAUUUCUUUAUUCCUGUGUUUGAAAAUAGCUUCUAAUUCGGUUAUUAAUACCAAAUGAUAAUAGUCAAUGAAUUAUACAUACAAAAACAAUUAUUGUUAACUAUUGACAGUUAAAUUAUAACAAAUUUAACACUUACAGUUUAACCAUGUCUCAAGUUAUUUAAA
Molecule: messenger RNA, 1095 nt
Organism: Adelges cooleyi (spruce gall adelgid)
Lineage: Eukaryota; Metazoa; Arthropoda; Insecta; Hemiptera; Adelgidae
Exons: 1
Coding region: 25-894 (289 amino acids)
Source: RefSeq, a predicted model, not a curated record